CGCAACGUGCAGGUUGCGCACAGAGAGGACGUAGCUGCUGCACUGGCAAGGCGGAGGCGCGAUUACGGCCGUGAGGAUGCAGUGAAAACCUCAAUUUACCCAGCUAAGUUACAAUCGGGCAUUAGGGUAGCUACAACAAAAUAACGUCGAAGAUGAGUGUGAUCAAGUCUGGGCACGAAGACAAGGCGGAGAGUGGUAAAGGCAGCCUCAACGACAGCGGCGGCGGCUCCCCGAGGCUCCAGCAGUGCGCUCAGCCCCCCAACAGCAGCAGCAGUCGGACCAAAGACAGCAGAUAUCAACAGCAGCUCCAACAGCAGAGGCAUCAUGGUGGGUCGAUGCUGAAACAACCAGCCUACAACGAGCCAGCUGACGUCGUGAGGCGGGCGUUGGACUUCAAGAGCCAGGGCACCCAGUGCUACAAGGAUAAGAAGUACCGAGAGGCGAUUGGCAAGUACCACCGCGCUCUGCUGGAGAUCAAGGGGCUGUGCAGGGUGCUGGGGGACCCGGACACCACCUCCAAAUCCCCAUCCCCCCUACUGCCGACCAUCAGCAAGUCCAGUACGCUGACAGAUGAGCAGAAGGGGGCGAUGGAGAAAGCGGAGCUGGAGUGUUACAACAGCUUAGCAGCUUGCCUUUUGCAAAUGGAGCUGGUGAACUACGAACGAGUGAAGGAAUAUUGCUUGAAAGUCCUUCACAAGGAAGGAAAAAACUUCAAAGCGCUCUACCGAUCCGGAGUGGCAUAUUACCAUCUUGGUGACUUUCAGAAGGCUCUCCACUACCUGAAGGAGUCACACAAACAGGAGCCAUCAGACACCAACGUCAUCCGUUACAUCCAACUAACAGAGAUGAAGAUUCGCCGAAAUGCCCAAAGGGAAAAGAAAGAGACGACACAAGCACUCACUGCCUGAUGACUUCUCACCCGUCCCAAAUUUCAACCCCACUGUGUGCCACCCAGACUUUAAACACCACACGUCAGAGGUCUUGGUGUGAAACGAUGUUUGUUUGCAUUUGCGUUUUACAGCAUACGGUUGCCAGUUAUGUGAUGGAACGUUGUUGUGUGCUUGGAGUGUUUUCUUUUUAGAAAAAAAAAAAAAAAAAAAAAAAGCACCAGAUAUUUUUAAUCCCUCCCCAAG
Melanotaenia boesemani (Boeseman's rainbowfish) is the source of this 1133-nucleotide messenger RNA. Its product is annotated as tetratricopeptide repeat protein 9A. The transcript is spliced from 3 exons. Lineage: Eukaryota; Metazoa; Chordata; Actinopteri; Atheriniformes; Melanotaeniidae. Bases 153 to 908 code for a protein of 251 amino acids. The record is from RefSeq and is a predicted model, not a curated record. Gene Ontology annotation, molecular function: protein binding.